AUGGGGAACGUAGGCACUGAUGUCAUUGUCACUGGUCUUUCAUGUUCUCCAGAUGUAGAUGCCACUGGUUCUUCACGUUAUGCAGAUGUAGAUGCCACUGGUUCUUCACGUUCUGCAGAUGUCGAUGCCACUGGUUCCUCAUGUUCUGCAGAUGUAGAUACCACUGAUUCUUCACGUUCUGCAGAUGUAUAUGCUACUGGUUCUUCACGUUCUGCAGACGUAGACGCCACUGGUUCUUCAAGUUCUGUAGAUGUAGAUGCCACUGGUUCUUCACAUUCUGCAGAUGUAGACGCCACUGGUUCCUCACGUUUUGCAGAUGCCACUGGUUCUUCACGUUCUGCUGAUGUGUAUGCCACUGGUUCUUCACGUUCUGCAGAUGUAGGUGCCACUGGUUUUUCAUGUUCUGCGGAUGUAGGUGCCACUGGUUAUUCACGUUCUGUAGAUGUAGAUGCCACUGGCUCUUCGCGUUCUGCAGAUGUAGACGCCACUGGUUCUUUACGUUCUGCAGAUGUAGAUGCCACUGGUUCUUCACAUUCUGCAGAUGUAGAUGUAGAUGCCACCAGUUCUUCACGUUAUGCAGAUGUAGAUGCCACUGGUUCUUUACGUUCUGCAGAUGUAGAUGCCACUGGUUCUUCACAUUCUGCUGAUGUAGACGCCACUGGUUCUUCGCGUUCUGCAGAUGUAGACGCCACUGGUUCUUCACAUUCUGCAGAUGUAGACGCCACUGGUUCUUCGCGUUCUGCAGAUGUAGACGCCACUGGUUCUUCACGUUCUGUAGAUGUAGACGCCACUGGUUCUUCACGUUCUGCAGAUGUAGGUGCCACUGGUUCUUCACGUUCUGCAGAUGUAGACGCCACUGGUUCUUCACCUUCUGUAGAUGUAGAUGCCACUGGUUCUUCACGUUCUGCAGAUGUAGACGCCACUGGUUCUUCACCUUCUGUAGAUGUAGAUGCCACUGGUUCUUCAUGUUCUGCAGAUGUAGAUGCCACUGGUUCUUCACGUUCUACAGAUGUAGAUGCCACUGGUUCUUCCCGUUCUGCAGAUGUAGAUGUCACUGGUUCUUCACAUUCUGUAGAUGUAGAUGCCACUGGUUCUUCACGUUCUACAGAUGUAGAUGCCACUGGUUCUUCACGUUCUGCAGAUAUAGAUGUCACUGGUUCUUCACAUUCUGUAGAUGUAGAUGCCACUGGUUCUUCACGUUCUACAGAUGUAGAUGCCACUGGUUCUUCACGUUCUGCAGAUGUAGAUGUCACUGGUUCUUCACAUUCUGUAGAUGUAGAUGCCACUGGUUCUUCACGUUCUACAGAUGUAGAUGCCACUGGUUCUUCACGUUCUGCAGAUGUAGUUGCCACCACCGCCAUCUAUUGUGCGGGGCAGUCGACCUUACGACUCUCGGUCCGAACAGGCAACUGGACGUACGGACACGGUUUGUUCGUAUCUCUGAAAGUCCCCAAGUCGAAUGUUCGUAAGUAG
This is a messenger RNA of Lethenteron reissneri (Far Eastern brook lamprey), 1473 nucleotides long. RefSeq names its product protein rtoA-like. The record is from RefSeq and is a predicted model, not a curated record. Gene Ontology annotation, biological process: positive regulation of fat cell differentiation. Gene Ontology annotation, cellular component: nucleus. NCBI's taxonomy places the organism in Eukaryota, Metazoa, Chordata, Hyperoartia, Petromyzontiformes, Petromyzontidae.